GGAGACAGAGAUACUCCAAGAUGCACAUGAGCUAAAAAUGACUUGUGCUGUACAGAAAAUAGAUAUAUCUGGUAUAUUGGCUGAUUUUAACAACACAUGUGAUGUGUAGAACUAAAGCCAAACCAGGGGAGAGCAAAACACCACAGGAGCGCUUAUGGACCAUAAGUCUCCGCCGUGAAAACUCCGUGCCAUAAAGAGCAGCAGUGGACCACACACCUCCUCUAGGUCAAUCUGGCAAAUUUCGAGUUCAUCUAAAGGGGUAAGACUAAAUCAUGAACUUGUCAGAGACUGUGUGGCUCCUGGAUGAGUCGUUGAAUCUGAGCAGAGCGGAAGAAGAGGACCAGAAACUUUUAUUCGGGAUCGGCACGGAUAAUUUCAUCACGCUCCUGGUUUUCGGGCUCAUCUUCACGCUCGGGGUGCUGGGCAACUCUAUGGUGAUCACCGUGCUGGCCCGGAGCAAACCCGGGAAACCACGAAGCACCACCAACAUUUUCAUCCUCAACCUGAGCAUAGCGGACCUCUCAUACCUGCUUUUCUGCAUCCCUUUCCAGUCCACCAUUUACAUGAUGCCGACUUGGGUCCUGGGCGCAUUCAUUUGCAAAUUUAUUCACUAUUUCUUUACCGUGUCAAUGCUUGUGAGCAUCUUCACCCUGUCUGCAAUGUCCGUGGACCGGUACAUCGCCAUCGUGCACUCCAGAAAGUCGUCCUCUAUCCGGGUGGCGAGGCACGCUCUGAUCGGCGUGGUGGUGAUAUGGAUCCUCUCUCUGGCCAUGGCAGCGCCUAUCAUGUAUUACCAGAACAUUUUCCACGGAGGGGAGAAUCACACUUUUUGCUGGGAAGUGUGGCCAGAUCAGAACCAGAAGAAAGUCUAUGUGGUGUGCACGUUUGUUUUCGGUUAUGUGUUGCCCCUGUUGCUGAUUUCCUUCUGUUACGCAAAGGUGUUAAAUCACUUGCACAAAAAACUAAGAAAUAUGUCCAAAAAGUCAGAGGCAUCAAAGAAAAAGACUGCUCAGACAGUGCUGGUGGUGGUGGUUGUGUUCUGUCUGUCUUGGCUCCCUCACCAUGUUGUUCAUCUCUGGGUGGAAUUCGGGACCUUUCCGCUGAACCAAGCCUCCUUCGUCUUACGGGUGGCUGCUCACUGCUUGGCGUACAGCAACUCAUCUGUGAAUCCGGUCAUCUAUGCCUUCCUGUCAGAGAACUUCAGGAAAGCUUACAAGCAGGUGUUUAAAUGCCAGAUUGGUUCCUCUGACUACCCACUCAAUGACAUCAAGGAGAUCCGCAGCAAAGUGGACACGCCACCCUCGACUAACUGCACCAAUGUUUGACUGGCAACAUGAAAAUUAGUCAUGCCAGCUGUGGGACAAAAACUCACUAUGAGUCAUGGUGAACGAGUCAUCAGACACAAGUGGGUGUGUAUUUUUCAUGCAGGUAAGUAUGGUUGAAUGUAUUACUCCUCAUAAUCAUUGGUCACUGUUACUGGACUGGAGGAGAUCCAGCCACAAUGACUGUAGGACAUGAGUUCACUUAUUUAAGAAGAAGCCUGGUAAAACUCAGGAAACUCAGGAAAACGGACCCCCAUCUGCAGUACAACAGAUAUUUACAUAUCACAUUGUGUCAUUUUUUAGGAGAAUGGCUUUAAAAUGAUGGAAGUCACUGACUUUAUUAGUAAAAGUAUUAAUCUCAUUAGUAGAAAUCUAAAACCACUGUAAAAUUCUUGUAUAUCUAAGGAACAACUGUAAGAUUUUGUGAAA
Molecule: messenger RNA, 1751 nt
Organism: Melanotaenia boesemani (Boeseman's rainbowfish)
Lineage: Eukaryota; Metazoa; Chordata; Actinopteri; Atheriniformes; Melanotaeniidae
Product: galanin receptor type 1-like
Exons: 3
Coding region: 273-1325 (350 amino acids)
Biological process (GO): G protein-coupled receptor signaling pathway; negative regulation of adenylate cyclase activity; positive regulation of cytosolic calcium ion concentration
Cellular component (GO): membrane
Molecular function (GO): galanin receptor activity
Source: RefSeq, a predicted model, not a curated record